AUGGCACCUCGAUAUGCUUUAGAAAUCGUUAAUAGAACAUUGAAAUAUAUCAUGAACAAUGAUUUACCAUUUGGAGGAAAAAUAAUCAUUUUAGGAGGCGAUUUUAGACAACUUCUUCCAAUUAAAGUUAAUGGAACGCUCAACGAAAUAUUAAAUUUAUCUAUAAAAAACUCUCAUUUGUGGUCUCUAUUCUCAAUCUAUCAAUUGAAAACGAACAUGAGAGUCUUACCUAAUGAAAUAGAAUUUGCUAGAUAUUUGUUGCAUGUAGGUAAUGGAACAUUAAAUGAUCAAGAUAAUAAUAUACAGCUACCAAAUCACUGUAUAUUACCUUACGAUCAAUGUAUUGUUCAAAAUAUUUUUAGACAAAAUGUUGAUGUUGAUGACAUGAAUGAUAGAAUUACAAAUUUAUUUGACAAAAACACGGAACGCAUUUACACUGGGAUCGAUAGUAUAGAAAAUUGUGAUGUUGGUGAAAUGGAAGAUAUCCUUUUACCAGAAUAUCUCAAUACUUUGAAUCCACCUAACUUUCCUCCUCACAAAUUGCGUUUAAGAAAAUAUUGUAUAGUCAUGUUAGUCCGAAAUAUAAGUCUUAGUGAAGGAUUAUGUAAUGGAACACGACUACAAAUUAUUGAUUUCUCAAAUCAUUUAUUAAAAUGUAAAAUAUUAACAGGAGACAAAAGCAAUAACGUUGUAUUUCUCAAUAGAAUCACUUUGUAUUAUGAAAAUCAAUAUCCAUUUACUUUCAAAAGACGACAAUUUCCAAUUCGAUUAGCUUUUGCUAUAACGAUCAACAAAUCUCAAGGACAAACUUUACAAAAAAUUGGUAUUGAUCUUAGAAGAGAUGUUUUUAAUCAUGGUCAGCUUUACGUUGCUAUGUCCAGAGUUAGAUCAUGGGAUUCAUUGAAAAUUUAUUUAGGAAAUCAAAGACAAAAUACUUUAGUGAAAAACUACGUAUACACUGAAUUAUAUAAAUAA
Molecule: messenger RNA, 975 nt
Organism: Phymastichus coffea
Lineage: Eukaryota; Metazoa; Arthropoda; Insecta; Hymenoptera; Eulophidae
Product: ATP-dependent DNA helicase PIF1-like
Exons: 2
Coding region: 1-975 (324 amino acids)
Biological process (GO): telomere maintenance; DNA repair
Molecular function (GO): DNA helicase activity
Source: RefSeq, a predicted model, not a curated record